AUGGGGUCUGGCUCCUCCUCCUAUGCUCCCAAAACCAUCUAUUUGGAUGUAGACGGUAAAGUGCAGAAGGUGCUUUUCAGUCGUCACUGCAGCCCAUGUGAUAUCAAAGAACUGCUGUGUUCCUCCUCCAACAUCCCUAGGAACACUGCUAUAAUGAUGGUGGACCCUGAAGGUGCACUUGUGUCCAUUGAUCCCACGAUGCCCACCAACACCCCCAACUCCCUGUACAAAGUCAUUCCUUUGUCUACCGGCCAGCUGGGAGAAAAGGAAGAUAUGUUUCAGAAUGUACUCUCACAGGUAGCAGAGCAGUUCAGCAGAGCAUUUAGGAUCAACGAACUAAAAACAGAAGUGACCAACAGACUGGCUAUGCUGGAGAAGAGAGUAGAACUGGAGGGGUUAAAGGUCGUAGAGAUCGAAAAGUGCAAAAACGAUUUGAAGAAGCUGAGAGAUGAGAUGACUUCCAGAGCAGGUGGAAGAGUGAAUUGUCCAUGCAAAUACAAUUUCUCCGACGAUGGAAAGAAAUUAACUCCUAGACGUGACGUCCCCAGCUACCCAAAGUACACACUUUCUCAGGAGACCAUUGAAGCGCUGAAGAAACCAACCUUUGAUGUUUGGCACUGGGAGCACAAUGAAAUGCUGAGCUGCCUGGAGUACAUGUACCAUGACUUAGGCCUCGUGAAGGAGUUUAACAUGAACCCGAUUACUCUCAAACGCUGGCUGCUGGGCAUUCAGGAAAAUUACCGCAGCAACCCGUUCCAUAAUUUCCGCCAUUGUUUCUGCGUGAGUCAGAUUAUGUAUGGCAUGAUCCACCUCUGCAACCUUCAGGAAAAGCUCACGCUGACAGAUCUGGGCAUUUUAAUGACUGCUGCCGUGUGUCACGACUUAGACCACCCUGGAUACAACAACACGUACCAGAUCAAUGCUCGUACCGAGUUGGCAGUGCGCUACAAUGACAUCUCGCCCCUGGAGAAUCACCACUGCGCUGUGGCCUUCCAGAUACUCUCACUGCCGGAGUGUAAUAUAUUUGCAAACGUGGAACCAGAGGCCUUUAAACAGAUCCGACAGGCUAUCAUCACACUGAUUUUGGCCACGGACAUGGCCCGGCAUGGCGAGAUUCUGGACUCGUUCAAGCAUAAAGUGGACAAUUUUGACUUCACCAAUGAGGAGCAUGUGACUUGUCUGAAGAUGGUUCUUAUCAAAUGCUGUGACAUUUCCAAUGAAGUCCGGCCUACAGAGGUGGCAGAGCCGUGGGUGGACUGUCUGCUGGAGGAAUAUUUCAUACAGAGUGAUAGAGAGAAAUCUGAGGGGCUUCCUGUGGCACCCUUCAUGGACAGAGACAAAGUCACCAAGCCCACAGCCCAGAUUGGCUUCAUUAAAUUUGUUCUCAUCCCCAUGUUUGAAACUGUCAUGAAGCUCUUCCCUCAGAUUGAAGAGAUUAUGGUGCAGCCUCUCAGAGACUCACGGGACCAUUAUGAGGAGCUGAAGCAAAUUGAUGAUGCCAUGACCGAGGCACAGAAGAAAAAAACAGAAAAUAUGUCAUUAGGAGGGAAGAAGAAAUAAGCACUGCUGUGAGCAUAAUGAUACUGUGAGUCAGAUUUUUGACCCGUCUGCACUGUGUGGACAGAGUUCUGGCACGAGGAUCUGUGAGACGCUGGGCUGCUGUUGAAGACGGCUGGUUUGAAUCCACUGAAUCUAAAGGG
This is a messenger RNA of Sinocyclocheilus rhinocerous, 1700 nucleotides long. It is a transcript of the gene pde9ac, whose product is annotated as phosphodiesterase 9ac. The record is from RefSeq and is a predicted model, not a curated record. Gene Ontology annotation, biological process: signal transduction. Gene Ontology annotation, molecular function: 3',5'-cyclic-nucleotide phosphodiesterase activity. Lineage: Eukaryota; Metazoa; Chordata; Actinopteri; Cypriniformes; Cyprinidae. Bases 1 to 1560 code for a protein of 519 amino acids. The transcript has 19 exons.